Molecule: messenger RNA, 1783 nt
Organism: Etheostoma cragini (Arkansas darter)
Lineage: Eukaryota; Metazoa; Chordata; Actinopteri; Perciformes; Percidae
Product: zinc transporter ZIP11-like
Exons: 10
Coding region: 99-1121 (340 amino acids)
Biological process (GO): zinc ion transmembrane transport
Cellular component (GO): membrane
Molecular function (GO): zinc ion transmembrane transporter activity
Source: RefSeq, a predicted model, not a curated record
GAGCAGAGGCGGGUCUUAAACUGUCAUAGACACGUGUACCGGGAAGUAGGAAGUAAAUACAGAAGAGCCGCGGUGCCGCUGGAAAGAAGUCUGGCACCAUGCUGGAAGGCUACAGCCCUGUGACCCAGGCCCUGCUGGGGACUCUGUUUACCUGGGGUCUGACUGCUGCCGGAGCAGCCCUGGUGUUUGUCUUCUCCAGCCGGCAGAAACGCAUUUUGGAUGGAAGUUUAGGCUUUGCAGCUGGGGUAAUGCUGGCUGCUUCCUAUUGGUCGUUGCUGGCACCGGCGAUCGACAUGGCGGAAGAUUCCGGGAAGUACGGCUCGUUUGCUUUCUUGCCUGUUGCCGUGGGAUUCACACUCGGGGCAGCCUUUGUUUACUUUGCUGACCUGGCCAUGCCUCUGCUGGGUGUAGGUACUGACCCCCACAUUGCCUUGGCUCUGCCCCCCGAAUCCAAGCUGGCCAAAGAAAAAGCAGACGGGCCUCUUUUCCAACUCCUGGACUCUGAUGAGAUGACCAUCAGGAUAGGUAGAGCUGGACCUCUCUCAGAUAAAAUAGAGAAUGGAGAUGUGUACCAGAGGAGGAGAGGACCUCAUUCGCUCAGCUCGGAGGGACAGGAAACAGGAAAUAAACAACAGGAAGGGGUUGGGCGGACAGGAAGCAGCUGGCGACGAAUCGUUCUACUCAUCGUUGCCAUCACCAUCCACAACAUCCCAGAGGGUUUGGCUGUGGGAGUUGCAUUCGGAGCCAUUGGAAAGACUUCAUCUGCUACUUUUGAGAGUGCCAGAAAUUUGGCCAUCGGUAUCGGCAUCCAGAAUUUCCCAGAAGGCUUGGCAGUGAGCCUGCCGCUCCGGGGGUCAGGGGUCUCAACGUGGAAAGCCUUCUGGUAUGGCCAGCUCAGUGGCAUGGUGGAGCCUGUCGCUGGGUUGCUGGGCGCCAUUGCCGUCGUCUUGGCCGAACCCGUGUUGCCAUAUGCGUUGGCGUUUGCUGCCGGGGCGAUGGUUUACGUGGUGGUGGAUGACAUCAUACCUGAGGCCCAAAUCAGUGGAAACGGGAAGCUGGCCUCCUGGACCUCCAUCCUGGGCUUCGUCGUGAUGAUGUCACUGGACGUCGGGCUGGGCUGAGCUCACCUCGCUGUGUCACCGUGGCGACAGAACACACAAUGGCCAUCAUGUCGUCAUUGCUCCGCUGACCUCAGUUUUUAAAAAGGGGACCAAAGGAAGUGUUUGAUGGGUGACUGUACUUGAAGUUCUCUAUAAUGUGUGUCUGGUUUCAUGCUACAAGUUAUUGUCUAACAGCAUCUGUCACUUUUUUCAAAUGGCAGGCAGCUAAUUUGGGAAUAUUUAAUGAUUAUUUUAAUUCAAGAGUGUGUGGAUUUUGUGUUGCGGUUAGUGCUUUUUGAGAUCUUUUCCAAAACAAAAUGUCUGAAUUAUGAAAGUUUUAUUAAUGUUUUUUUUUUCUCUUCAUUUUCUCAUAAUGGCAAUACUUGAAGUCUGGUGUUUGAGUCGGUAAUUUAUGAGACCUCCAAUCAAUGAUUUAGUUUUGGUUUACUCUGUUCUGACUCCAGCUGUACCACUGUUACUGCGGAGGAACACUUUACACACACGUAACCCUCCUCUAUAAGGAAAGUCUGCUUUUCAUCCAGAUGCAGUGCCUUCUCUGGUUUAGGGCUCAGACACCUAGAGGCCAGUCUGAAGAAUCACAUGUUGUGGUCUGCGUCUAAUUAUUUAAAUGCUGAAGAUAACACUUAAAGUGUUUGUAUAAUUAAACAACCAUGUGAUUCUGA